UAAGUCCAGUAGCAUUUUAGACGACACAAUUCCGAACAAAACGCGCUUUCUGGAAAUGCCAUACAACGCCAAGCAAUGAAGGAUGCCUGGACUAGAAUGGUCCACGUGACAUAAGAGUUCCAGUGUAAUAUUUUCCAUAUGCGCGCAUUUAUUAUAAGAACUAUUCGCUUUGAAAACACCCGCUUGUCCAGUACAGGUUUUUUCUGACAGACGCAAACCUAGACAGUGAGAUCUCCAGUAGGCGAUAUACCUGUUCCAAUGAAAAGUCUCUGCAGGACUUGAUGUAGACAAUUUUCCAAAAACGGAUUUUAGUACUGCGAUGAAGCGAGUGAGCGCAAUUGUCAUCUUAUUGCUGUGCUCCAUCACAAGCUUGGGUAAGAAGAUGCGCUGGUGUACAGUGUCAGAACCAGAGCAGAAGAAGUGUGCCGAGCUGGCCAAAGCUCUGGUCGCUGUCCUUUCACCUGCAGCCGUCACGGCAUUCGGCCGUCUCUCAUGUGUGAGAGCUUAUGGCACUGCUGACUGCAUUAGUAAGAUACGGGAUAAUAAAGCUGACCUUGUGACUCUGGAUGCUGGAGAGGUGUACUCUGCAGUGAAACAUUUUGGACUCACAGCAGUCGCAAAGGAGAUCUACAGAGAUGGUGGCUGUAUUCUUGCAGUUGCUGUGGUGAGGAAAAACAGUACAGUAGAUAUGCGCUCUUUAAAGGGAAGUAGAAGUUGUCAUAGUGGAGCUCGCUGGACUGCAGGUUGGAGUCUCCCUUUGGGACAUCUACUUUCUCGAAACCUCCUGCCCUGGGCAGAGGAUGAGCCCCUCAGUCAGGCGGUUAGUACUUUCUUCAAUGCCAGCUGUGUGCCUGGAGCAUCUACAAUAGCAGCCAGCCUUUGUUCCUUGUGCCAGGGUCAAAGGUCAUACAUUCGUCAGAAAAAUUUCAAUUGUGAAACGUCUCACAGUGAACCGUUCUACCACAACCAAGGAGCACUCAGAUGUUUACAGUCACGGGCAGGAGAUGUUGCCUUUGUGGAUCACACAGUUCUGGACAGCAUAGAUGAAAGUGAGAAAGAUGAGUUCAGACUGUUGUGUGCUGAUGGAAAUCAUGCUCCCCUCAGCAGUUUUAGAAAGUGUAAUCUUGGACGAGGCCCUGGAGGAGGUGUGGUCACACGAAUGAAUAUUCGCAAAAUUGCUCGGAAGUUCUUAGUUGCUGCCCAGAUGUCCUUUGGUUGGAGGGGAAGGGAGCGCCAGCGCUUCCAGCUGUUUGAAUCAGCAUCCUACGGUGGGAGUGACCUUAUGUUCAGAGAUGUAACUGAGAAGUUAUCAGUUCUGAUGGAAGACAUGGAUAUGAGCCAGGUUCUGGGACUGGACUAUGUGGCCUUGCUCAAGGGCCUUGGACAUGAAGGCAGCUCACUGGAGGAUAGUGUGGUGAGGUGGUGCUGUAUAAGUCAUGCAGAACAGAAGAAAUGCGAGCAGUGGGCUCUUAGCAUAAAAUCAGAUCCUUUGGUGUGUGUGAAAGCCUCAUCUAUGAGUGACUGCAUUGAGAAGAUCAAGAGAGAUGAGGUGGACGCUGUGUCUCUGGAUGCCACUCACGCAUUCAUAGCUGGGAAAUGUGGCCUUGUCCCUGUUGUAACUGAAUAUUAUGGAGAGAAAUGUGAGAAUCCUGAAGGAGUUGGAGGCCAUUUUGAAAGUGAUGAAUUUCCACCUGUAUAUGGUGUGGCAGUUGUACGUCGGACAAGUAGGAGUUUAUAUUUUGGAGGUCUGGGCAGCAGACGCUCAUGCCACGGUCACAUGUACAGCCCUGCUGGCUGGGUUUUACCUGUGAGACAUACGCUCAGCACAGAGCACAACAGCAGCGCCACAUGUCAGCCGAAUAAUGUGUACGCUGAGGUGUUUUGGAAAGGUUGUUUGCCAGGAGGUCAAGGCAAUCUCUGUAAGGUGUGUUUGGGUGGGACUGAGGAAGCUGCCACCAAACGGUGUGCUGACAACCAUAAUGAACGUUACUAUGGGAAUAUGGGUGCAUUAAGGUGCUUGGUUGGAGACCCCAGUGGGAAGAGCUUCGGAGACAUAGCCUUUAUGGAACACCACAAUCUGGAGAGCAACAUUGAACGUUUAAACUCCAGUGGCUGGGCUGAGGGUUGGCUCACUUGGGAUUUUGAGUUGCUUUGUGGAGAUGGCAGCCGGGCUCCUCUGACGGAGUGGAAGACCUGUAACUUAGGGGAAAUCCCUCCAAAUAUUGUUAUGACACGUCCAGUUCUUACAGCUCGCAUUUAUGACCUCUUAAUGAAGUCACAGGAAACCAUAAUAGCUGGUCCAGAUUCUGGGUUUCAUCUGUUUAAGUCUCAAGAGUAUGGAGAGAGCGACCUGCUUUUUAAAGAUGCUACAACGUGCCUUGUUCACACCAGUCACGUAGACUACCGCACCAUACUGGGAGAAGAGUUUUAUUCACAGGCUGAGAGCAUCUUUAACUGUACACAAUCAAGUAUCUUACAGUUCUGCAAUCAAGACGUGUGCAGCAUAUUCUAAACCCCUGAAAACAUUUUUAACAAUGUUAAAAAGGAAGCAUGGGUCAUAAUGUAUAUGGUUUAUUUUGUAUCAUUACUGAUAUACAAU
Messenger RNA from Labeo rohita (rohu), 2599 nucleotides. RefSeq names its product saxiphilin (gene sxph). Gene Ontology annotation, cellular component: early endosome; plasma membrane; recycling endosome. Gene Ontology annotation, biological process: iron ion transport. Lineage: Eukaryota; Metazoa; Chordata; Actinopteri; Cypriniformes; Cyprinidae. Bases 320 to 2512 code for a protein of 730 amino acids. The record is from RefSeq and is a predicted model, not a curated record. The transcript is spliced from 17 exons.